This is a messenger RNA of Lineus longissimus, 6994 nucleotides long. Its product is annotated as tripeptidyl-peptidase 2-like. Gene Ontology annotation, molecular function: serine-type endopeptidase activity; tripeptidyl-peptidase activity. Gene Ontology annotation, biological process: proteolysis. The record is from RefSeq and is a predicted model, not a curated record. Bases 1 to 3735 code for a protein of 1244 amino acids. The transcript is spliced from 24 exons. NCBI's taxonomy places the organism in Eukaryota, Metazoa, Nemertea, Pilidiophora, Heteronemertea, Lineidae. Gene Ontology annotation, cellular component: cytosol.
AUGGCGUCGAAUGUUGACACGGAUUUUCCCAUUCACGGGUUAUUGCCCAAAAAAGAAACAGGAUCGCAUUCUUUCCUGACUAAAUAUCCGGAACAUGAUGGCAGAGGUGUAGUUGUCGCAAUUUUGGACACUGGGGUUGACCCUGGAGCUCUUGGAUUACAGGUCACACCUGAUGGCAGAGAUAAGGUCAUUGAUAUAAUCGAUGCAACAGGGUCAGGAGAUGUGGAUACUUCAGCUAUCAUUGAUUGUCCUGAUGGUGAAAUCAUUGGAUUGACUGGAAGGAUUUUAAAGAUUCCUCCCGAAUGGAAGAACCCAACCAACCAGUACCACCUUGGUGUGAAGCAGGCUUAUGACCUUUACCCCAAGGGUCUGAAGGACAGGAUAAUUCAGCUGAGGAGGAGGAGACAAUGGGACCCCAUCCACAAAACAACCUUAGCAGCUGCUCUCAGAAAGUUGGAUGAGUUUGAGUCAUCUCACUCCUCUCCUCUAUCCCUGGAAAAUAAACUGAUCAAAGAAGACCUACAGGCUCAGAUUGAUGUCCUCAACACUGUGGACAGGAAAUUGACUGAUCCUGGUCCGGUGUAUGACUGUGUUGUGUUCCAUGAUGGCGCUACAUGGAGGGCAUGUGUGGACACAUCAGAAAGUGGUGAUUUAUCCUCAGGAAAGAUAAUGGCGGCUUAUAGAGAGGAACAUGAGUUUGCUACAUUAACUGUUGAUGAUAUGUUAAAUUACAGCUUUAACAUCUAUAAUGAGGGAAACACCCUAGAAAUUGUAACAAAUGCUGGCUCACAUGGGACCCAUGUCGCUUGCAUUACUGCUGGAUACUUCCCAGAUGAGCCUGAGCGUAACGGUGUCGCCCCUGGUGCUCAGAUUGUGGCCAUCAAGAUAGGUGACACUAGGUUGGGGUCCAUGGAGACUGGCACUGGUCUGGUCAGAGCUAUGAUGCGGGCAGUUGAACACAAAUGUGAUCUCAUCAACUACAGUUACGGGGAAGCAGCAAAUUGGCCCAAUGGAGGGCGUGUCUGUGAUAUCCUUAGUGAGGUUGUUACAAAACAUGGCAUCAUCUUUGUUGCCAGUGCUGGGAACAAUGGACCAGCCCUUUCUACAGUUGGAACACCAGGGGGAACCACUGAUGCCUUGAUUGGUGUUGGUGCUUAUGUCUCUCCAGAAAUGAUGGCAGCAGAGUACUCCCUGCGACAGAAACUUCCUGGGAUGCAGUACACGUGGUCUUCUCGAGGUCCAUCGCAUGAUGGUGCUUUAGGUGUGUGUAUCAGUGCCCCUGGAGGUGCCAUAACAUCAGUACCAAACUGGACCCUGCGUGGAUCACAGCUCAUGAAUGGUACCAGUAUGAGCUCUCCUAAUGCAUGUGGGGCUAUAGCUCUCAUCCUGUCUGGCCUGAAAGCUAGAAGUAUUCCCUACACCCCAUAUAGUAUACGCAGAGCUUUAGAAAACACAGCUUUAAAGGUGGAGAGUAUAGAAGUAUUUGCUUUAGGACAUGGUCUGGUACAGGUGGAUAAAGCAUUUGACCAUUUGGUGGAGCAUUCCCAUAAUGUGGAGAGAAAGAUUCAGUUCAAAGUGACAUGUGGCAGUGGCAAACGAGGGAUCUACUUACGUGAACCCAGGGAAGUGCAACAACCUUCUGAAGUGGUUGUGACGGUCGAGACCAAAUUCCAUGAGGAUGACAAUGACCAUCAGGAAAAAAUUAACUUGAGUCUCAAGUUAGCACUCGUGUGUAACUCCUCUUGGGUAGAGACACCGUGUCACCUUGACCUCAUGAAUAUGUCGAGAGCAUUCACAUUGAGGGUUGACCCCACAGCCCUCCACGAAGGUGUCCACUUUACUGAAGUGUUAGCCUAUGACAUCAGCAAUUGUUCUAAAGGUCCAUUGUUUAGAUUUCCAGUGACUGUGAUCAAACCUACUGUAGUUAGUGAUAAAAUAGGUAGCAGGAUGGAGUUUAAGGACAAAUGUUUAAACCCUGGAUCAAUUCAGCGGCACUUCAUAGCAGUGCCAGAAGGAGCCACUUGGGCUGUCCUAGAGGUCAAGUCAAAUGAUGAGAACAAACGUGCACGGUUUGUUAUGCAUACACUCCAGGUGGAGCCACGCUCACAAUACAAGACGUAUGAACUCCACAAGUAUGCAACGUUGUCUGAUUAUGGUGAGACGCAACAAGCUUUCUCUGUUUUGGGUGGUGUAACACUGGAACUCUGUCUAGCCAAGUGGUGGGCGAGUAUAGGAGAGGUGAAAGUAGAAUACUCAAUCUGCUUUCACGGCUUGAUGCCAGACACAAGGAAAGUAACUUUGCAUGGUGCCGAAGGUAUUCAUAGGAUAAACGUAAUUUCUACACUCAAACAGGAGGACAUCUCCCCAUCAAUAUCGUUGAAAAACAUAGGCCAAAUUCUCAGGCCUUCAGAGAACAAGAUGCAGUGUCUUGGAACACCUCGUGAUGUCCUGUCAGACGGACGCCAGAUUUAUUCCAUGGAACUCACCUACAACUUCCACUUGAACAAAGGGAGUGAAGUGAUGCCUGAUUGCUCACUGCUUAGUGAGCUUUUAUAUGAAUCCGAAUACGAGUCGCAGCUGUGGAUGAUUUUUGACUCCAAUAAACAACUCCUGUGCACUGGGGAUGCUUAUGCUGAUAAGUACUCAGUGAAACUAGAGAAGGGAGACUUCACAAUCAAAGUGCAAGUGCGUCAUGAGAAGAGAGACCUACUAGAAAAGCUCAAGGACAUGAUCCUAGUGUUGUACCAUAAACUAUCCAGUGCCAUCACGUUAGAUGUUUACAGCUGUCAGGCACAGGCUCUUGUUGGUGGUCGCAAGUUUACCACGCAUGGCCUUGCCCACAGGAAGAUAUGUCCAUUGUUUAUUGCACCACUAGCAGACGACAAACUGCCUAAAUAUGUUCCGGUAUCAACAGGUAGCUAUCUGACGGGAACAAUAUCAUAUGCCAAGGAUGAUCUGGCCAAGAAAGCAGCAACAUACCCCUUCACGUAUGUGAUAACUGAACCUAGCAAGAAGAAUAAUAAGAAUGGAAAAGAGAAGAGCAAGGAGAAGGAGCACACUAAGGAGGAGGAAUUCAUUGAGGCAAUGAGGGACAUGAAGGUAACAUGGAUCACCAAGUUAGAUGACAGUGACAAAUUGUACGAAGAAUUGAAGUCUGACCAUGAUGACCAUCUUCCACUUCAUAUGGCAAGACUGGCAGCACUGGACUCGAGCAAGGAGCGAAAGAAAAAAUUGAAGGAGCUCAUAGCAGUGGGGAAAGUGAUAUUGGAGAAGAUUGACCAAAAAGCAUUACUGUGUUACCUGGGAAUGAAGAGUGACCCGAGGCCCGAUGCAGCGACAAUCAAAACUGACAUGGAUAAGCAAAAAGCUAUGAUAAUUGACGCGUUGGUGAAGAUGGGUUGUGCCGAAGCAGACGAAAUGCUGGAUAAGAUAGCUGAAGAUGAGGAUGAGGAGACCAUAAACACGAGUAGCAUUGAUGGCAUCUACUCAGAUGUACAGAAGUGGGCUGAUGUCUUAGACACAAAGGUGCUCUCAUUCACAUUGAAGCAUGCCAUGGUCCACCAGCACUAUGGAAAAGCUAUCAAGAUUCUUACCAAGGUGAAUGAUGACAAACCUUCAAAGGACCAAGAAAAGCUUAUGUCGGAGAUGUACAAAAACCUUGGCUGGGACUACAUGUCUGCUCGAGUUGACAGUUGUAUACUGGUCAGAUAUCCACCCAACUACAGACCAUUCUAGAGAUGUUUUUUUCAAAAAAAUGACACUGACUUCAUUCUUAAUAUAGCAGACUGUAAGUGUCAGAUUCUAGAAAUAUUUGCCACAGAUUUCCGGCGACUUUGGCCCAAACAUAUGCCAGAUCUAUUGCUUGUGUGUUUCUUUAUAAAUUAAAAUACUGUCCUCACUCAGUUACAAUGUACCUCGUCGUCGAAGGCAUUCCUAAACAACAUUGAAUGUGUGAACCGAAGUCACCUCUCAUUGGGGCUGAAAUUAUGUGGGCAUGGCUUAACACAAAGAGGGCCUAUUAAGGGGAAUGUCGCUCUCCAUUCCUUUUGUGGAAUACAAAGUUUCUUGGCCUUGAUAAUAUAGGCAAGGGUCGUAGGCCUAUAUGUAUGUCAUUCUUGGAGUAAAUGAACCAUUGAGAAAUGGACAUUUGUUCAUUUCGAGCAGUGUUGGGGCCUGUUUUGAUAAUACCCAAAGACAGUUAACUGAAGGGAUUGUUGCUCGAUCAAUAAUGGAGAGUUUAAGACACAGUUCUGAUGACGCUACCGUCCACGCUAACGAAGGUUUUACAAGCAAGUACCGGUACUAUAAAAAGAUAUUGGGCUGUAUGCAUAAAACAAGUAAAUGCUUUUUACUUCCAAAAUUGAAGCAUUACUUCUGUCUGUAUGCAUAACACCCCAAGUAAAUGCUUUUGCUAAAAAUCAAUUGCUUUUAGCAUAAGCAUUUACUAUUUACGUGUUGCAUUUAGCAAAUGCUAAAAAUCAUGUGCAUAAAACUGAGCAUUUGCUCCAACAGUCCAAGUAUUUGCUUCAAAAUUUCAAGGAAGCUCCAGACCUAUCUCAACUUUCAACUUCAAAAUAAGUGUUAAGUUCAUCCAGAGUAAAAUGGCUGCAUUUAUGCAAUUGGCUCCUAGGAGGAAGGUGUACCAGCUUUGACAGGACCAGGCAUCACCUUCUUAUCGUGGAGAAUUCCUUUUUACGGAGGAAAAUGUAUGGGCGGUUAUUUAGGCAUAAAUAGAGGUUGUCUCAAAUGGUAGGUGAUAAAGUAUGGAAUUAGUGAAACCUUGGAAACACUGAUAAACCUUGGAAACACUCCUUAAAAUGCAUAAAAACAUGAAAUAAUGCCAUUCGAACCUAACGUGGUUACGAAUCAACAUUUGGAGCUUAUUCUUACAUGAUCAGAUCGGAAUUUUAUGGUAAUUUAGAAAUCUGCCGCAUAUCCGAUUCAAUAGUCUAUAUUUUAAAACAACCCAGUUGUACCUCGCCUCCAGUGUACAGUACUGAUCUCCCAAAUAUGGGAAGACACGCCCACCACACACCCAUAAUAUGGACCAAUAGCGCUCCGCUUAUAAAUACGCCACCACCACGCGGGGCCUUUUCGAUCAGACGAGUUGCUUGGGAAGUUGGGGGCCUGUCAUGCAUUAUGCAUGGAUAAGGUUGACGACUAUGUCUAGGCCUAAUUGUCUAUGAUUGACUGAUAUUUUAUAACAAAUGAUGAAUAAAAGAAGCCUAGUCAUGUAUGUUUAUUACCGAAGUUUGCGGAUGAAAAUUUCCUCCGCCGUGAGCGAUUUCUUACAUCUUCCAGUACGCAUCGAGGGAUGCAGAGAUCUUUGUGACGUCACCAGUUCUAAGCGGUUUUUUAUUCACGUGUGUAUUUGUCCUAUGAUCUCGUGCAUCUAGUACCGAGCAUAAUACUUUAUCGUCUAUGGAAUACAAAACAAUCAUAAAAACUAAUUUUUGCUUCCAUUGAAGAGAAAUAAAAUAUUUUAACGACCACAGCGCAUUGCCAAUUGAUGACGUCAUCCUCCACAUUAAAAAUGUUGGCUUCUGAACAAGGAGGAUACCGCGGUGAAGUCACAUCACGUGAUCCCGACCCAUAUUAGUGAUCGCUAUGGCCAAUCAGAUUCAGUCUACUGACAGCACCAGCACUGAACACAUCUCCACGUCUCACUGUCUGGUGCGCUCCUGUACACAAAAACAUCAAUAGACAUGAAAUAUUGCAAUACCUAGUAUGGAUUCUUCCUGUGUAAAAUAAAAUUUACAGAGCAGAUUAACUUCCACGAAUAAAAAAGACGUUUGGCGUGGCCAAAGUGCGGAAAUAAUGUCUCCGCUAAAAUACACUACGAAAUACACUAGGCAAUGCACUACGCAAUAUACAGUAGAGAUGCAGUUGAGUUUGUUAUUGUUUUGACUUAGAAGCCCGCCCAUAUCAUAAUAUAUUCAUGUAUUCAUGAAGUAUGAACUCAUUUCUGUCCCAUACACCUCUAAUAACAGUCAAUUUCUCCUUAAAUCAUCACAGAAACCGCGAUAUCCGCAGGAAGAUUUCUUUCUAGUGUCCUAAAAUGCAUGAUCUUACAGGGGCGCUAACUCGACAAAUAGAGGGGAUCUAUGGGGAUCUAUGCGAGUUUUAGGUAUUACAGGUCUCGAACUUGUAAAAUCUGUAAACAUGACUCCAAAUCCCAUUAUGAUAAUGAAGAGAUUGCCCAUAUCUGGGAGACUGUUUUGAAACCAUCGCUAAUUUUGGAAGAUCGGUGCCCGGCUAUUUGGUUUAAAAAACCCUAUUUUCCUCCAUCAAAACAGCACUUUUCAUUAUUCAAAUGAUAGCUUAUUGUCUUAAGACUUAUUUCAUAGCAGAAAAGUACUAAUAACUCAGAUUUGAUGCGAAAAAUCUAACUUUUUUGAUGACUUGAUUUUCCCUUGGCCGUGGAUCGAGUUUGUUUACAAUAUGCAGCGCCAUCUUGGAAAAGCCGUGACGUCACCGCGGUAUCCUCCUUGGCUUCUGAACUAACUGGCAAAUUGCUAUCAAUAAAGUCAGCUGGGACGAGACUGUCAGUUGGGAGGGUAUAAAUCGUGGAAGGAACGCACCCGAUUUCCCGCGCUAUUUGCACAGUGAUUCCAUGGUUUACAUUGAAUAUUACAAGGUUUAUCAGUGUUUCCAAGGUUUCACUAAUUCCAUACUUUAUCAACUACCGUCUCAAAUAGACAUUUUAUGUUGUGUUACUGUUAUGACUCGAAUAGACGUUUGGUGGCGCUCAUUUUAACGGAGACAUAUCUGAAAUAAACAAUACUGGAGCAAGUUUCGAAAUGGUUUAUCUGCCACGACGAUAUUAUUGUUAUUGCUCUAAGCAGUGCACAUGGCCAUUUACGCGCGUAUCUAAGGAAAAUCGAGACUUAAUAUCAUUUCAUUUUAAUUGUAAUUGGAUUUUCAGUGUAUUUAGCUGUCUGCAUUUCCUGACAAUACAUAAGUACAUCAAAUGUACAUGCAAUACAUGCAAUAA